GUUGCUUAGCAGCCUUUUACAACACAGAGCGCGUAAAGAUGGAGUACAGCACAGCAUCCCGUUUCCACGAUUCUGUAACACAGUUUAAAGUCUACGAAGAUUACCUUGACUCCAAAGUCACGCCAAUGGAUUUAUUUUACUUAAAAAGCAGGGAGUUGGCCCGUAAGAUGGUGGAACACGGCCACAAGGGCACAGUCCUGAGCAGGAAGGAAUUUGAGGAGAAGAAAGCAGCUGCACAGGCUGCAGAGGCUGCGAAGAGCAACAGUUUCUAUAACAGGAGCCGGCCAAUGACACUGGCAAGUGCAGGAAAAGAACUCAAAGAUAACUUCCUGAAAGCCCUGGCAGAGCGAGAGGAGGCCAACCGCAGUGGGAAAAUGACUUCGGUCAUUUUCAUAAGGGAUCAUAAUACUCUUGGACAGGAAGUAUCUGGCUAUAUAGACUACGCCCACAGACUCAAGACCCAAGAUUUUGAACCAUAUUUCAGCGGAAAGAAGAGGCUCAUGCCAGGGCGCUCGGAUUUAUGCUACUACAACUGGAAGACACAGGUGUCCACGUCCAACUCGAGCCCUAACUUUGAGGUGAUUUAUGACGACCCUAACGGCCUUCUCUUUAAGAACAAGAGGGACAAAAAGAUCUUAAAUGUGGACCCUUUGUCUGGCCCUGGUGAGGACUCCAACAGGACAUUCCUACAAUCGGAUCUCUACAUCCAUGUCGUCAUCUAUGACCACAACAUCAGGACAGUCUAAGCUUCAGAGGCUGCUGCCGACACAUUCAUACAUAUGGCACAUAUUGGAGAGCACUGGAAGCCUCUAAUUUGACCGAGUUGCUGUACAGUAGUUGCACCACCAUUUACAAACUGUUGCCCUCAUAUCAUGCAUGCCAUCUGGGUGGAGGUGCUGCAGUGGAAAAAAAAUGGCUUUAAACUGAGGAUUCCCAGAGGUAAGAAGUGGAUGGACCAGUGUGACAACUUGGAAGUUUCCUUGCAAAUAACCUGAGAUUUGAUGUGUUACUUCAGAUUUUGGGACAUUUCCCACCUAUGUAAAUGUAACAUAGUUUUACUGUAAAGUUCUUUGGCCUUAUUUAAUCCAUUUAGUAAAUACCCAGUUUGGCUGAGUUUUUUUGGCAUUCCCUGAAGGAAUGGAACCUGCUCGGGGACCCUGGGAUCGUCCCAUCGUUUGGCCUGGCAUGUUUUGGGCUGUUUGUCUAAACAAAUUAAAGGCGUAAGAGCUUUGAAAGAUGAUGGGGGUUGCUUUUAUGUCCUCCCCUAGGCUGUGGUAGCUCCAAUUGGACUGGAAGAAUGGUUAAUGGCCUUAAAGCAUUCCGCAUGUUCCCAGAUUCAAGGCACACUUUACAGGACAUCAAAGUGCUCUGUUAUUUACAUAUUAGUCAUUUACUAUGGUAUUUUUUUAAAUGGAAGACAACUUUACAAAUAACCUGCUUUAGAAAUGAUUUAGGAAGUACAGAAGACUUGUAGUAGACUUACACUUUUUUGCAUUUGUUAUUGAAACACAUGGUAAAAAUUCAGCCCCACCACAAGUAACAUUAUCUAUGUCUAUAAGCUGUGAACAACAAAUUACAGGGUCUUUGUUGUUAAAUUAAUUGUCUGUAGACUCUGCAGACACCUAUUUGGGAGGAAACACUUAUACCAUUCAGUCAAAAGGAAACAUCCUGCACAGGU
Molecule: messenger RNA, 1678 nt
Organism: Perca flavescens (yellow perch)
Lineage: Eukaryota; Metazoa; Chordata; Actinopteri; Perciformes; Percidae
Gene: cfap299
Product: cilia and flagella associated protein 299
Exons: 6
Coding region: 39-746 (235 amino acids)
Source: RefSeq, a predicted model, not a curated record